Exophiala dermatitidis NIH/UT8656 is the source of this 2826-nucleotide messenger RNA. RefSeq lists its product as uncharacterized. Lineage: Eukaryota; Fungi; Ascomycota; Eurotiomycetes; Chaetothyriales; Herpotrichiellaceae. The record is from RefSeq and is a predicted model, not a curated record. Bases 1180 to 2457 code for a protein of 425 amino acids. The transcript is spliced from 5 exons.
CCGGGUUCAUGCCGCUAAGGUUUAGGUGCUGGGCGGACGCCGGAAGAGCAGCCAUAGUCGCUUCAACCCCAGGGAUGGUUGGCUGGCCAUAGUACAUAGCCCGAGGGGCCCCGCCGCCUAAACCGCCUUCCCCGAGGCGCCCGAUACCUGAGCCUUAGCCCCCGGCCGUCCAUUUCCCUCCCUGCCGCCGCCCGGAUCUGCCAAAUUUCCACUCAACGGCAUUCGCACGCGCUACUGUGAGAACCCUGGCGGCGGAGGAGAUAGUUGUACAGCUUCAGGUAAGGAACGCCAGUGCUAGGACGAACAAGUACAUCGCUCGAGUCGUUCACAGAGCACAUGCCAUGAUGGCUCACACCAACCGAAGAGCGCGAGUCAUCUGAACGAAGCCCGUCUGAGAGACAACUGUACAGUACCCUGCACGGGCAGAACAUCAUCGAUGCGACGCAAGGGGCGUACAUCGGCGUCACAUCUGUCCGAGACUCGUCUUCCAUAUCUAUCUAGGUAUGCAAUGUUCUCUCCUGUCUGAAUCCUGAUAGAACUCCGGCCACGGUGCUGCUGCUGGGGCGUCCAGACGCCAGAGCAACACGAAGAGACGACCUGCUAUUGUCGAUCCCGUCUACUCAUCCUCUAUUGUCGGGAAGUCGUCUCCUUGCCCGCAAGGUGCCUUGCUCCGGAUGAUCCUGGUGCCUUUUGCAGCUUACCAUAUAUUGCUUCUUACUCCCAUCUGCCCGGAAUCCUUCUCGCCUGUGCUGGCGCGAGCCUGAUCGACCAAAAGCUCUCAUUGCUUGACUUCCCUCAGGACUUUCAUGCAACUCGGGAAGCUCAACACCCCUGUCAUCUUCAACCGAACUGUGGAAACUCGUCAAUCAGUAUCAAGGGACUUGCCAGCCACUUUGGUUGUUGCCGACACGAUUGUUCCUGCAUGUAGAGGAGCCUCGUUUGCCCCCGAGGGCUUCUGGGUGAAUGCGACUGGGGGACUUGUUUCUACUCUUCCCACGUUGAACAUAUUUCCAAGCUCUUCUCUCGUGACCCUGGCCCAGCGAAGUCGUGGACCGCGCCAUGUUGCUAGACUAGGUGUCUUCCGAAGAGCAUCUACAAGAAGGGGCGGCUGGCCUUCCUGUGGACGAAACUGCACCCACAACGUCUGCUUGGGAUAGACAUCGUUGGGCAUAGUGCAAGAUGUCGUCCACAGACUCGAAGGGGACAGAUCCUGUCGAUGCGCCCUUCCAAAGCCUCUCGAAGGACAGUCAAGGCCCAUGGCUGAUUGUUUGUGCCUAUGUAUGCAUCCUCUUGACUGUGAUGACCAUAUUCAUCAAACUAUUCACCCGGUUCAAAGCCACGAAUCGCCUGACAGCCAACGACUGCUUCAUACUCACAGCCGGCUUCCUCGGCAUCGUACAAACCAUCACCAUUACAGUUGCCGUCCAUUGUGGCCUUGGUCAGCGCCGGAGGAAUCUCUCACAGUUCAAAUUCGAGACAUUCGAGAAGACCAUAUACGCUUCCAAUAUACUCAUAAUACUGGUGGUGGCCGCGUCAAAAGCCUCCGUGACACAUCUUAUCAUUGCGAUCAACCCAACCCGUACAAUGCUUAUGUGCUGCUAUGCACUCCUGGGGUUCAUCGCGGCAUGGACCUUCGCUAGCAUAUUUGCGUCGGCGUUUCAAUGUAACCCGCCCAAUCCAUGGAACUCAGAGGGCAACAAAUGUGUGGAUCAGUUUGCUCUCAACGUGGCCAUCCAUACAUUGAACAUUCUCUCCGACGUACUCAUCGUACUCAUUCCUUUUGCCAUGAUGCUGAAGGUGAAGGUGACGAGCCACAAGCGGUUCAUUGUCACCGGUCUUUUUGCCUCUAGAUUUGCGGCUGUUCCUUUUACUGUUACUAUGCUCGUGUAUAUGAGAACGGUGUUUAGGUCCGCCCAUCCGGACAUCACCUGGGACUACCUUGUUCCCCAGGUAUUCGCGACGAUCAUGAUAAACACCUCCAUCAUCGCAUCAUGCAUUCCCUCAUUGAAGCCGUUCCUCCACGAUAUCAAACCAGGCCUGAUUGUCGUCAACGUGCCCGAAGACGAAUUCACCGCAUCCUAUGUACGUCACUCGCGCAAUCGGAGCGGCCUGAAUGGACGCACAUUCGGUUCCGGAGGCAUUUCGCGUAUCAGAAAUAAGCUGGGCCUCUCUAGCCGGACAGGACACACUCUUACCAGCAAUAGCGGGAACUCGUCGGGAAUGUGGGCGGAAAAGCAAAAGCAAGUACUCGAAAACAUGGAGCUCGGAUACAAUAGACCACAAGCAACGAAGGCGCGCAGCAAGGUGGAAAUGGACCGCAGCGAGAGCGUCAAGGGUCUCACAGACGAUGUUAUCCUGCACACCAUCGACUACAAGGUUGAGUAUGAGGAUCCAACGCGUGAUCCAGACGUCAUCACAGACCAUUCCGGUAGCAGUCACCGGAGGGAAAGAUCGUGAUCAUACACAAUACAGUUGAUGCUACGAUAUGUUGCAUGUAUAGCUGUUGAGACCAGAGUCAAAGCAACACGGUCGAAUAUUAUGCCGAUAUGGGACAGUUGAAAGUGUGUUGGACAGGACAAAGCAGCUCACGCUGUCGGUAGACUGCAAAAUGGAGGGGAUAUCCAAUCGGGGCUUAACUGUAGCUAUCCUUGAAGCCGAGUUCAACGUGUAAAACAGACACAGCGGAGCAUGGAAGGGAGAAGGGCAAGAUGGCGUCGAACGAAAGUUUUGAACAUCAAGCAGUUUUCCCCGUUAAUCUCGAUUGCCUAGGGUGAACUAUUGGCAAGAUCACUCGGGCACCAACUGAUCGUUACACGUGUCUACUAU